This is a messenger RNA of Mauremys mutica (yellowpond turtle), 5989 nucleotides long. It is a transcript of the gene LRRIQ1, whose product is annotated as leucine rich repeats and IQ motif containing 1. Bases 138 to 4475 code for a protein of 1445 amino acids. Gene Ontology annotation, molecular function: protein binding. The transcript has 24 exons. Lineage: Eukaryota; Metazoa; Chordata; Testudines; Geoemydidae. The record is from RefSeq and is a predicted model, not a curated record.
CCAGUCUGCCGGUGCCAUGGUUACGCUUCCUGUUUAACACCGCGGCGUGCGCAGCUGGAGGGUUUGCAAAGAGCUCUGCGUGACCCGGAGCUGCGUGAUCGGGGCGACGGGGCGUCUCCAGGGGCCGCGGCCCGGCUAUGGAAGAUGAUGAUGUAAAACUUGAAGAAGAAAUAAAUAUAGAAUUGAGCAGAAUCAGUGUUACUUCCCUUGAAGUGGAUGAUCUCAACACUGAUUUAUCAGCAGAAGCUUGGAGUGAUGGUGAAACAACUUCAGAUGAAUUACCAGAAUCAGUUCUGUACUGUCUAAAUGUUGUGAAGAACAGAAGUCAAAAUGCUGAAAAUCUUAUACUGCAAGACUUGGAAGAUGAAGAAACCACAAGUGACAUCUAUCGAGUAGUUUCUAGCCAGGCUUCAGAGUACUUGGCAGAAUUGGCUUCUGAAUACAAUGAAGAUCCAGAUGCAUUGAAGAAGAGGAUACUGUCUGAAAUAGAAAAUGAAGAAUUGCAGACCAGAGCAACUUCUGAUAGUGAUAAUCAACCCAUCAAUGAAGAUAUAACUUGCAGAGUGGUUGCUGAUGAGCGCUCUGUCACAGAUAAUGGUGACAUGACCAUUAGCUUUACUUACCAUGAAGUAGAGGAAAGGUGCCGGCAAGAAUUUGAGCUGUGGGAGGAGCGACAAAAAGAACUUGAAGACCAGAAAAGGAAACAGCUGAAAGCUGAGAGGGAACUAGAGGAAAAACAAAAUGAAGAGGAAAAGAAAAGAAGACAACUGUAUCUGGAGGAAUUUGAGGCUGAAAGGAUGAAGUUAGAGAUGCUUCAUAAGCAGCAACAAGCUAUGAUGGAAGAUGAGUUACUGAAAGAAAAGGAAGUUUGGAGAGAGAAGUUUAGGCAACAUGAGGAAUUGAUCAAAAGACUACAGUUGCAAAUAGAAGAGGAGAAAAGGGCCUUUGAAGAGCAGAAAGCAAAAGAAAGACAACACUUGGCAGAGCAGUGGAAUAAAGCAGCUGUUAAAAUCCAAGCUAGAUUUAGAGCAUUUAUCGUGUACAGAAAAUAUGCUCCUAUCUUAAAAGAAUGGAAAGCGGAAAUUAAAAGGAAGAAGGAACUGCAACAAAAAAUGGAGAGAGAAAAGAGAGAAAAGGAAGAAAAAAUGAGGAGACGGAUACAGGAAAGGAAGCAAAAAGAAGAGGAGUUGAGAAAGAGACAAGAAGAAAUAGAAAGACAAGCACAUAUGGAACAGGUGAGGAGGCGUGAGGAAUAUGAAAAGAAGAAAGAAAGUCUCAGGCUUGAACGAGAAAAAAGCCUUCAGCUAGAAGGACCAAGAGGGCAACAAGGAGCAAAACAAAAAGAGAAAAUAGCAAUAAAUGCAGUGGCUGAAAAUAGAGACAAAGACACACAAAUAACAAAGGAAGAAAAAGAGAGAGAAAAUGUAAAAGACCAAAGAGAACAGGAAAAGGAGCAGAAGAAACAGAUACUGGAAAUAACAGAAGAGGAAGAGAAACAAGAAGAAAAACAUGUUGGAAAGAUACAAGAGGCAAAUAAUUCAGAGAAUACAAAAGACGGAAAACAGACACCACCGAACUCUGAGAAGAAAGAAGAGUCUCAUGAUAAAAGUAAUGAAAAUGAAGAUGGGUAUGUGAUGACACAUACAGGAAAAAGUUCCCUACAAACUAUGGAUCUUGAUAAAAAUACAAAUACGAAUAUACUGGAUAGAGAAGCCGUUGUUCUUGUAGCUAAUGAUGCAAUCUCAAAUAAGGAAAACAGUAAGCACAAUAGUCAGUGGAAUUUGGAGGCCCAGCCAGAUAACAGGAACAGUGAACACAAAGUGCAAUCUUGUAAGUUUGAAACAAUUAAAACAGCAGAGGUUGUGAUGAAGAAAAUUCAAGAGGAAGUUGCUGAGGAUUGGGACAAAAAUGAGAGUGUAAUUAAGUAUUUUGAGAGGCCACUAACGCUACCUGAUAAUGUUGAAAAGAAGAGGCUAACUUGGAUGACGAUGUGUAAACCUUGGUCUAAAAUUUAUAGGGAAAACCAAAGAAAGAAAGUAGUUAAAAGAAGCAGACCAAGAAAACCCUCAGAUAGCAAGAUGCCUCCAUUAAGUGUAGAAAUGAUUAUUCAAUGUGGCCCUUGGAAUGCCCUCCAACAGGUUACGACACUUACACUUCAAGAUUUGCCUGGCUGUAGUCUCUCUACAUUGUCAGAAUGUUCAAGUCUUCAAUUAUUGACCCUUAGACGCUGUGGACUAACUGCAUUGGAAGGACUCAGUAACUGCAAAGGCCUAAAGUAUAUUGAUGUGGAGGAAAACAAUAUUCAGACAAUAAAUUGUGAGAAUCUAGAAAAUCUCUGCAUUUUAAUACUGAAUAAAAAUCAACUUGCAUCACUUCAUGGCUUAGAUGGCUGCAGUGAUCUCAGAAAUCUUGAACUGUCCUCCAAUAAAAUCACUCGAAUUGGUGGUUUAGAGUCAUUGAAAAAUCUCCAGCAACUAAUUGUGGACCACAAUCAGUUAAUCAGUACGAAAGGUCUAUGUGAUGUGCCAACUCUCAUGCACAUAGACUGCUCUUUUAAUCAUCUUACUCAACUUGAGGGCAUUGAGAAUUGUGGUCUGCUUCAGAUUCUGAAGUUACAAGGAAAUAAUCUAAGUGAGCUCCCUACCUUAGAAAAUCAUGUUCUGCUAAGAGAACUAUACUUGGAUGACAAUAGUAUUUCAACUAUGGAAACAUUUUCUUUUUAUUGGCUGCCUCUGCUACAGAUCCUUUCUCUAUCACAAAACAGUUUGACUCAGCUUGCACCCCUAUUUUCAUGUGUAUCUUUGGAAAAGCUUAAUAUCAGCAACAACUGUUUGUCAGACCUUGAGAGUGUCAUCAUAUGGUUUAGUGGAUGUCAAAAACUAAGUGAGUUGUCACUCAAUGGAAAUCCAGUUCUCCAAGAAAAAAAUUGGAGGUGUUCCCUACUUAAAAUACUUCCUAUUUUGCAAUUACUUAAUGGUGAAAACCUAAAUUCUCCUGAAAAACUCUCAACUGAAAGAAUCAAAGAGUCAGAACCAGGAAGCUUUUUGAAAUUUUGUCAAGCCCAGAUUGAAGAAAUUGACUCAAUAAAAAAGAAGACCAUUGAACAAGGAAAUGCUUCUUCCUUGGAUGCUGCACAGAGUCAGUGCUGGUAUUUUAAGGAGCUGAUGAAACUUAGUAAUGAACACCGAUAUGCACAUGAAUAUGGAGACCUAAACAUUGCUGACAGAGAUGAACCAGAAGCACAGCAAGAUCAUUUGAAGCAAACAGCCACCGACAGGCUACAGCAAAAUAACCUCUUUAUCGCUGGUGCAAAGGAAAAUAAGCAGGGCUUGUUGAAUCCUUCUGAAAGAUGGAUUACUACAGGCCACAUUCAGCCUAUGUGCAUUAACUCCUCCGUACCUGUGCCUCAAAAAAAAAGUAAUCAAGAGCACAAAAUAAAGAAGAGAAGUACUGAAUGUUACAUCAGUCACAAAGGGGAGAGCAAAGAUAACAAUAAAAUAUCAACCCCAACUACAAGAAAUACAUUCAGAGAGACAGUUAUUGCAAGUAAUGAGGGAGAGAAUCUCCAGCAUGUUGAGUACAGUGUGGAAAACUUGGCAGCUACACUAAUCCAGUCAUGUUGGCGAGGCUACAUAAUUCGCAGAGAUAUUCAUUUCUGUGCUAGACUACAUACGGCAGCAUCAGAGAUCCAGUGUGCUUGGCGGAAGUACCUUGCCAGGAGAAACGCUGUCUGCUGCAAAAAAGAAAGCCAUGAACUGACAGACGCUAUAGAACAGAAGCAUAAAGCUGCUGCCCUUAUUCAGGCAUUUUGGAAGGGUUUCCUCUUGCGGAAGAAACUAGCCAGUGCUCUUGCAGCUGUUAAAAGUGAUGAAGUGGAGGAUGACUAUGAAGAAGUAAAUGUGGAUGAUUUUACAUUUGAUGAAGCUGCCUUAGAGAGAGAAUGGCUAGCUUUGGAUUCCACCCGCUUCCCUUCAAAAACACUGCUGCUCACAAACCAGCUGCACUGGCCAAAGUAUGCUAGGCCUUUCAGUUCAGAUCAUAAUUCAUUUAAUUUACCAUGGCCUCCACAUGAAGCCUGGCAGUGUGAUGAGAGACCACAUUCAUUGUCAUCAGAAAACACCCUGUUUAGUACCAGGUUAGAGAAGAGAGCUAUGUCACGUCUCUCUGACUUGCAACCCAAAAAGAAAUUAUCUUUCAAAUCGGAAAAAGAAGAGAAAAUUUCAGAAGAAUGGGGUUUUAAAGAUAUUGCCACUGCACAGCUAAUGCUGAAGAGGGCCCAUAAAAUGAAAUCCAAGAAAUCUAGUACUAAAAAUCUAGACCCAGCUGUGCGCCUGGCGUUGUUCAGAAACAAUGAAAAUAAACAUCCCCCUGUGAAACCACCAAGGAAGAGACAGCCAGCAAAAGAGACAGCCAGCAGUUACUUUGAAGGCGUGGAAUCAGCUGUGCAAGAUGGAGAAACAGAAUGGAUCUGUUAGGAAGUCAGUAAUCCUACUGAAAAUGUUCAGUGUCUGGAUCCACUUCCUUUGCUACUCCUCAGAAAUUCAGGCACUAUACUCUGAUGCCUUUAUUAAGAUUUACUCGCAAUUGGCGACCUACUGACACAGAAGUACAUCCAUCAGGAUACAUCUGAACCUCUUAGUGCACAUGCACUCUCUGUAUAGUCUUCAGAUUCAGUGAAAAUAACUCAUUAAGGUGGCUUCACUCCUGAGUGUGCACAGUGUUCAAUGUCACAAGGUUAAUCUCUAUUAGUCAUAUUGUUUUAUAUUGUUAGUUGUAGCCUGCAGGCUGGAAAUUUCUUAAUAAGCCUGAGUAUCUAAUUAGUAAUACUGUGUCCUCUGUCAUCUUAUGAUCACUGAUCACUAAAUUAUAGAAAGCAUAAUAAGAAAUACAGAAAGCAUAAUAAGUAUUAAGGGCAGUUUUUCAUAAAUAUUCGUUUGAAAACUAACAGGUUCUACUUUAAUUAAAAAUUGACUGAUAAGAGACAAAUGUGUUAAUUUCUCUAUACAUUGCAAAUGAAAAUAAAAUUAGAGGAAAGAUGAUUGUGUGGUUACAGCACAGGACUGGGAUUCAGGAAAGCAAGUAUGAAAUCCUGACCCUUGUGAAAUGAAUAGCUAAACUCCUGUUGUCUUCAGUGGGUCCAGGAUUUCAUAGAUCCUGGCUGUGACACAGACAACUUGUAUGACUUUAGGUAUGUCUCUUAAAAUACGUCUGCCUCAACUUUCUCAUAACUCAUACUUGUAAAGCACAUCUACAUCCACAGACAGAAGGUGUUACUUAAGUGCAAAAUGUUGUUAUACUGUAUUUAUUAUUACUAGGCUUAACUUAAACCCAUGAAAACUGAGACUUGGGACUGCCGCUUUGUCUUUAAAUUUCUUUGCUAAACUAGGCCAAAUACAUCUGGUAAUUUAGGAUUCCCUUGUUUGGUUAAUUUAAGUACGCAUUUUGAAAAUGUUUUUACAUAAACAUGUUUAACAUAUGUAAUUUCUUACAUUGUAGUAAUGAAAGGAAAUAGAUUGGAAAAUAUAAGUAUGUAGUAAGUAAAUAACAUUUACUUAUUGAUUCAAAUUCCUAGUGGUUGUCUGGAUAUAAUAUCUUCAGAUGAAAGCUGAUAGAAGUGUCAUUGAGAUUGAGAUAUUUUCAGUAACCUUUACUAGUACUAUGAAACAGAUAAGCUUUCAUUAUAUCAGGAUGUGUAUGUCAUUCAAAAGGUAGAUAAGAAUAUUAUGAAAGGUAGCUAAUACUCAUGGGUAUUAACUGUUUUCAAGGUUUAAUAACUUUACCAUUUUCAAUUAAAGCUUAUAAAAGGCCUUAGUUCCCAGAAAGCACAAAUUGUUUGUAUGUAUCCAGUUUCUAAAAUUGUCAUCUUUUAUUUAGAUCUGGUCUAAAAAGCCAUCAGUAACCACACUGCACUGUACUUGUAUGGCAGACUAUGGAAGCAAUAUCUGAUCCUUACUGUAUUGCGCGGUGAAAGUGACAGAAUAAUGCAUUU